CAAAGAAUGGGCAAGUACCAUGGCUUUCUGUUCUGCUGUGACAAACAACAGGGAGAGUAUAACGAUGGCAUGGCUAUCACCACACAUUUCUGUGGGUUAUUAUCUUCAUCUCUUCAGCAGCAUGAAGUCAAUCAGAGAUGGUUAUCCGUCUACGAUCAAACCUACACACUAAGACAUUAAAAAUUGAGGGUAGGUAGACGUGGGCGGCUACUAUCGGUUAACUUCAACAAUAUGUUGAGGGCUAAGAUAUAUAUGUUUGGGUAAUUUACCAAUUUUAGUUAAGGCAUAUUUCAUUUCCUGACCAAAAUUAUUCCAACAGUCACCAUCACGUCAUUUUUUUUUCCUGUCGAGCAAGUCAUGGUAAUUAGUUGCUUAACAUGCUAGAGAUAACAGCCAAUACACAUUUUAAGUCAUAAUCCAUUGUGUUAAAUAGUACGGAUACAUUGGAUGAUGCAAUUCUAGUUACAUAUUGUCAUCCUUCGGUCUGCUCACUCGGAGCUGGCCUGGAGGUUAAACACCAACCUAUACCACAUCGGGUACCUCUGACAAGAUCGUUAAACGUAGUUACCCAGCAGCUGACUGUGAGCUGGUACCACAUCAGUAAGUGGGCAGCCACUGUAUCUGACAAUGGGUACCUGCAUCGUCAUCUUUAUCACCGUCAGAGGGAAGCUGCUUUCAUACACUUGUGUUAAUACUACAGUAGCAGCAUCACAGCUUCAUUUUCUUCAUUCGAUUUGUUGAAGAAGACGGAGGAGGAAAUAUUUCGACUCUGAUGACCGGCUUUCAAUGCCGUCUUGAAAUGGCGAACGUUUUACCAGUUUUUGGAUUGAUUUCACAAUAUAUAUUCAUCGCCGUUGAUGUUAGAAAUAUCUGUCAGUAGAUAAAUAUUUACACACAUAUACGGAGAAAUAGUGAACUGGUACCACAGUGUCCUGGGAGGACAUUUAGGAGAUUGAUAUGAACUACAAUGCAAUGAGCAGGUCUCAGACACAUCUACUGGACUAUAGGAUCUAAUCCGGCCAUGUGAGUUAGUGCGUGAAGAUUUCACUAUUUCAAGUGUAAAUACUGUCCUACCCUAUCGUGGCGAUUUUUGUUUGUGUUUGGUGUCAGCACAAGACAUCCUGAGAUGAGAUGGUCUAUUGUUUCGUCAAAUGUGUCAAAGAAUCUGCAUUUAGGAAUCAAGUUUUAGUAGCAGAUCAUAUCUCAAUGUUGUUAAAAGGGACAAUGGGCUGCGGCAGAAGCAAGCCACAUUCUACCUCUUCCCUAGAGGAGGUAGAUAAGGACUGCAGUGCAUCCAUGAGAAAGCAUCCAAAGUCACAUGCAUGUAAAAAAGGUGACAAAUCAUCUCACAGAAUCGGGAGCAAGAAAGAAGUGAAAGGUAUUCUAAAACAACAAGCUCUCCAACAGCAUCAGAUGGGUCGUCAUCAUCAGGUGUCAUCCACACAGGGCAGUGUGCAAUCACAGAGUUUGCAGCGCAGCCACCACCGGCCAUUGGAACAAGCGCUGCGCCCUUCCACCACUGAACAAAUACAUGUGAAGAACUCACUGCAUCAGAAACAAGCAAAGUUGUGUCCAUCGAAGACAGUGUCACCAAAAUUGUCCAGCAACCAGUGCCACAACGAUGACAGUCACAACAGUCGGAGUAAUGGUAGCACAGUGGUACUACAAUAUGAUGGACAUUCCAGUAAUCUAAGUGUUGUCUCACCUGAACAAAUUGACAAGAGAAGUGCAGAUGAUAAAGGAUCUGUUAACAAGAAGGAUCAACCUAAGAGUGAGCAAACAUCUAAGACAGCUUUCAAAGAUAAACCAUCAGGAAAAUUCUACAAUACCAAGAUUACACGUAGUCAAUUGGAAUUUUUUAGAAUGUUAGAUGAAAAAAUUGCUCAGGGCAAAGAUUACUGCUCUGAAGAGGAAACGUAGCAGAUGUCCAGUGGGUGACUAGCACAGGCUUUAUGUGGGUUCCCUUUCUGAUGGCACUUCCAAAUCAAAACAAAACAAAACAAUCAUUUUAAACAACAACAGUAAUAAUUAUAGUAAUAACAACAACAACAACUACAUUCAAAAAGAAGAAACACAAAGACUGGAGACAACUAAAAGCCCAUCCAAUAUUCAGCCAGCAUUCAGUUCGACCCUACCUAUGACAGAGCUUUCAUAUCUCUCUUUGACUUUUACAUUGCCAUCUGCAAUACCAAUAGCUUUAAAAGCUUGCUCGUAACAAUUUAAUCAUGAUGAUGAUGAUAAUGAUGAUAUUGACAAUAAUAAGGAAUUAUAGUAAUUUAAGUGUUAUACACUCACAUACAUAUAUGUCCAUAUAUGCAUGUGUGUGUGUCUAUAUUCAUAUAUGUAUGUGUGUGUGUAUAGAUAUAUAUAUAAACACACAUAUAGCCACUUUAAACAUACAAGCCAACAAACAAAAAAAAUCCAAACAAUAUUCUCUUUCGUCAAUAUAAUUCUACAGGAGUGAUGUUAGCACCAGCAUUAUCAUUGUCAUCACCAUCAUCCCCACCACACAUACACACACCCGCACAUAUACACUACUGUACUCUCAAUACCACACCAUACAUUUCUUGAAUAAAACAACAAAACUUUUAAAAGAAUUGUGAAAAUUGUUAAAAAUUGAAUUCUCCCAAUUUAAAAGGAAAGAAACUUAGGAAGAGAACAAAGUAAAAGUGAAGAAAAGAAUAAAGAAAUAAGAAAGAAAGAAUGAAUGAAGGAAAAUAGAAUGACAGAAAGGAAAGAAGAAAGAGUGUAGAAGAGAUUUUCUAUUUAAAGCCAACAUUUUCACAAAUAUUAUGAAUGAAAAACUGAAGCAAGAAGAAAUUCUUCGUGUCUGCUACCCUGAUUUUAUAUGUCUAAAAGAAUUCUUUGAGACUGUUCUAACUCUUUGCUGCCAUAGUUUACCAAAAAGACGUGCAAUAUAUAUUCUUUGAAAGUUUCUAACCCUAACCCUUCACCUGAAACAAAUCUAAAAGCAACAAAAUUUCUUGUGUUUUUUUUUUUUUUAUUUUGUUAUUUCCUUUUUUACCUCCUCUUCAUAUCAUCACCACUACCACUACUCCACUACUACUAUUAUUCACCUUCAUCUACAGAUUGGGGGAAGUCUUUGUGUGGCCUGUUGACAUGCUAGAAACAAGUAGUCAAGUACCUUCCUUAAACCCUACCUUUACCCAAUUGUCUUAAAUAAACAUAAACAUUAGACAAAGUUGGUCCCUGAAACUUUAAAUGGGAUGGUUUUGAUCAUAGAUAUACUCAAUCAGGACUGACCUGCCCGUGGUUAUACAAUAACAGCAACAUUUUUACUCCAUUUCUCUGACUUACUGUUUUAAUUAGGUUGAAAUAAAUUCCAACCUAAAACACUGGAACUUAACACGUCACAUCCUCCAGGGGCCACCACCACUCUCAUCUUCAUUCCAUCCUUUCAUCAUCUGGACCAUUCCCCCGCAUCAACCUCUUUUCUUAAUUGAACAUAUUUUCUUUUUCUAUUUGCUUGUUGUUAUAAAUCUUUAAAAGUUGUUUGUCUUACUCCCUUUGACAUUUUCUCCUUGUGCCAUUCCUUUUCUUUGAUCUCAAACCACAUCACAUUGAUAACUCUAGCAUAUUACUAGGUGCACGCAGCGCUGCAGGCUUCAGAAGUUUGAGACCAUGUGGUUUCUGGUUCAAUCCCACUGCAUGGCAAAUGUCUUUUCCUACAGUUUCGUUGAGUGAAAUUUUGAGACUUUACUGGAGCUUGUCAUAUAUGUGUAUGCUUGUUUGCAUGUGUGUGUUUGUUUUCAUUUUUCCUACUCACCACUGGGGCAGUGUUUCUGUUCUGCUGCUGCUGUUAUUCCAAGUGUGGCAAUCCCAAUGGAAUAAAGUAGCUGACUUGAAACAAGUGUGGAAUGGCACCAACAGUGGCAAGUUUUGUACACUCCAUGCCAUCUUGGGAAAGCAAGGAUGAUGAAUGUGUAUGUGUGUACGAUAAUGAACAUGAUAUGAUGUAUGAUAUGUAUGUGAUGAUGAAUAUCAUAUGGUAUAACAGACAAAAAUCAUUCACCCAUCAACCACUCACUUUUUCAAAACAAAAAUCCCCAUUAAAAAAGAAAUAAAUUUAUUUAUUUAAGAUCUCACGUAAACCUGUGUUGAAAUUAUUUGGGGAAGAAGAAAGACACACACAGACACACAGAAACAUCACUUUUUUGCUUUUUUUUAACUAUUUUUUUAAAAUUGAGGUAAAAAUGUUAAAAGAUUUCAAAAAAUAAUUUUAAAAAAUAGAUAAAAAGAGAAAGUUUAUUGCAUGAAUGAGAGAUAAUUAGAAAGAAAUAAUUGAGAUGUUAAAAAGAACAAUAACAUAAAAUGAAGGGGCUGGUGUGAUUUUUUU
Molecule: messenger RNA, 4357 nt
Organism: Octopus bimaculoides (California two-spot octopus)
Lineage: Eukaryota; Metazoa; Mollusca; Cephalopoda; Octopoda; Octopodidae
Source: RefSeq, a predicted model, not a curated record